AUGUUUAUUAUGCUGCGUUUUUUUAUAUUUGCUCUGUGGAGUAAUAUUAUUUUAAGUGUCUUUGGAGCUGAAUCAGAGAAUUGCGUAAACUACUUUAACUUUAGUUCAUUAUCAGAUUCUGUACAAAAAUGUUAUCAAACUUCACUUACUUCUUCUUUAUGUCGUGGAAAAUAUGAUAUUCAAUGUCUUUGUAAACAAGAACAUAAGGACUUGUUUCUUUCAUGUGUUUAUCAAACAAAGCCAUCUGAAGGUUUCGAUUCAGCAAAAUAUUUCUCAGAUGUCUGUAAAAAUAUUACUGCACCAGAUGAAACCUGUCUUGAAGAAAUAAAGCCAACUGUUAAGAAUGAGACAUUGCCUUCGCCUACAAUAUUAGAUGAAGAUAUUCCUGACUAUCAUUCUACAAUUCAAGAUGAAAAAAAGACAUCCGAAUGUUCAGUUGAUAAAACGGAAGAGAAACCAAGUAGCCCAACAUCAACAGAUUUUACUAGGACUGGAGAUUUCGCGACGACAUGUACUGUUGUUUGUGUUACUCGGAGUAAAACUCUGUCUUCUGAAUCUACUGAACUGCCUACUCAAAGUUCAUGUUUGAAAGGAAACUGUUCAGUUGUUACAAAUGAUGCGAAUUCGUUAAAAGUGGGGACUUUAACUAUGGUUUUUUUUCAUGUUUGUUGGUAUAUUUUAUUGGCAUUGGGACUUUGGUAUCUGUAA
Molecule: messenger RNA, 708 nt
Organism: Pneumocystis jirovecii RU7
Lineage: Eukaryota; Fungi; Ascomycota; Pneumocystomycetes; Pneumocystales; Pneumocystaceae
Exons: 2
Coding region: 1-708 (235 amino acids)
Source: RefSeq, a predicted model, not a curated record